AUGGCCGGUGAUAUCUUUAUAUUUACGGGAGCUAACGACGACAACUAUGAUGUUUCUCUAAGCUUUAAUUAUAUGCAAAGAAAGGUGCCUACUUCUUUGUACAAAUGUCAAAAGUUGAGAAUAAUUGAUUUGGGAAACAACUGGUUAAGUGACACAUUCUCUAGCUGGUUAGGAGAUCUUCUCGAUUUACCGGUUCUUAUCCUAAGAUCAAACAAUUUUCAUGGUGGCAUUAAUGGGUUUGUAGGCCAACUCCCUACAAAAUAUUUGCAAAAUUUCAAUGCCAUGAAGAAUGUGGUAAAAAAGAACACCCAACCAGAGUAUGUGUCCACGGGUUCCGUUUAUUACUCUAUCACUGUUACGGUGAAAGGAGUUGAUCAAUACUUUCCACAACUUUUGGUUGAGUACACUAUUGUUGAUCUAUUGGGCAAUAAAUUUGAAGGAGAGAUGCCAAACAUCAUUGGAAAGCUGAAAUCUUUGAUAGUACUCAACUUGUCACACAACAGCCUAGCGGGUCAAAUCCCAUAUUCUCUUGGGAAUAUAUCUGAAAUUGAAUCGUUAGACCUGUCUUGGAACCAACUCACAGGAGAGAUUCCACAAAGCCUUGCCGAUUUGACGUUUCUUGAGUUCUUAAAUCUAUCACAAAACCAUCUCCAUCCUCAUGGACUACAACUUGAAGGUGAUGGAGAUGAAGAGGAGAGUGGAUUCACAUGGAAAGUGGUGGUGAUGGGAUAUGGAUGUGGAGUCUUACUUGGAAUCGUGUUUGGAUAUAUCAUGUUAUCAACUGGAAAACCAAAAUGGUUCAAUGCAAUUGCUGAUGUAGCAGGCAAAGAACUUUACGCUGCAGCUGGACCCUUUUGA
Molecule: messenger RNA, 858 nt
Organism: Helianthus annuus (common sunflower)
Lineage: Eukaryota; Viridiplantae; Streptophyta; Magnoliopsida; Asterales; Asteraceae
Product: receptor-like protein 9DC3
Exons: 3
Coding region: 1-858 (285 amino acids)
Molecular function (GO): protein binding
Source: RefSeq, a predicted model, not a curated record